Messenger RNA from Thrips palmi, 1204 nucleotides. RefSeq lists its product as uncharacterized. Bases 50 to 1204 code for a protein of 384 amino acids. The record is from RefSeq and is a predicted model, not a curated record. Lineage: Eukaryota; Metazoa; Arthropoda; Insecta; Thysanoptera; Thripidae. The transcript is spliced from 4 exons.
GCUCGCGUCCAGCGAAAGGCAAGCAGUGCUGACUCUUACUCCUCCGAUCAUGGUGCCGAUGGAAACCGACAAGGAGUACCGACACCCGAAGAAGCGACUGCGCUCGGAUUCAAUACCGAAGCCGGGAAACAGUGAAAGGCCGCGCGGUUCAUGGUGGUGCCUGGACUGCCAUAGCGCCCCGUCUGCGGGCUGCAUGGACGACCACGACCUGAGGCGACCCAGGGUGGCUCUUCGGAGCGGCUUCCGGCGCCUGAUGAAGCGAGGAGGCCUCGCGGGACUCGACGACGGCCUCCAGGAGAUGCAGGACAGCGCCGUCUUGACCGCGCUGCGAAUGCUUAGCGGUCCAGUCCACUGCAAGAUGAGUCUGCAGGUGGAGGGGCGGGAGCAGGCCGAGAACUCGCCCGACAAGCUGGUGGUGGCGCUGACUGCCAGCCGGCGAACGGACGCGGAACCCACGCACGAGCAGAGGGAGCCUCAGCCUGAACAGGAGUUCGACGAGCGCAUCGACGAACUGGACCUGGGCGGCAGUGGGGCGUUGCGGAGAAGUCCGAGCUACGCUGCACUUGCCCCCUAUGCCGAUCUACCGGACCUGGCCUUGGCCCUGCGACGAGUACGCCGCCGAGGGGUGCGACGAAUCACUGGCCUGGACUGCAGCCGCGACCCUGCCUGGUCCCUGGAACUGCUGCGCAGCGCCGCCGCGACAGUGGAGGAGCUGCAGGUGAUGGACCCCCUGGAGGAGCACCUGGCCGUGGUGCACGCCAUGCCGCGACUGCGGCGGCUCAAAGUGGAGUCUUUGGACAUUCUGCGCGCUCUGGACGUGCAGCUGCCCGCGCUUGCCCAGCCCAGCAGCCUGCAGUGGCUCAACGUGCACGGCCUGUCCCGCGCCUCCACUCAGUCCCUGCUGCGAGCGCACGCCGCGUCCCUGGACGAGCUGUGGCUGUUGGUCGGCGUGGGCACGGGCGUGACCGGCGUGGAUGACGACGGGCCUUUCCAGUACAGGCCGGAGUGGCCCGGGUGCCGCGACCUGGACGCCUUCCUAGAGCAGUGCGGCCUCCGCCUGUCGCGGCUCGUGCUCAACAGGGAGUGUCCGCGCGGGUGCAGGGACUGCCCCGCCCAGGCCGAGGCGGCGCGCCGCGUGCUGCCGGGCUGCACAGUGGAGUGCGCAUCGUGUGACCGCCGCGACUGGGAGCCAGAAUGCUUCUAG